Molecule: messenger RNA, 3123 nt
Organism: Colletotrichum aenigma
Lineage: Eukaryota; Fungi; Ascomycota; Sordariomycetes; Glomerellales; Glomerellaceae
Gene: cid13
Product: Poly(A) RNA polymerase cid13
Exons: 4
Coding region: 1-3123 (1040 amino acids)
Biological process (GO): RNA 3'-end processing
Molecular function (GO): nucleotidyltransferase activity
Source: RefSeq, a predicted model, not a curated record
AUGCCCUAUAGUUUAGGGAGCGACAAGCUCGAAAAGACGAACCUUGAGAAAAUCAAGAGCAAGCUGUCGGAAGAUGAAGAAAGGAAGUUGACCACAGAUAUGCGCGAGCUCUACGACAGGUUAAUACCGACUGAGAAGGUUGAGGAGAACCGCAAAAAGCUUGUCGUCAAAUUGGAGAAAAUCUUCAACGAGGAGUGGCCGGGAAAUGACAUCCGCGUCAAUCUCUUUGGUUCGUCGGGUAACCUGCUUUGCUCCGAUGACUCCGAUGUCGACAUUUGCAUCACGACACCAUGGAAGGAGAUGGAGGGCGUUUGCAUGAUUGCGAACCUCCUCGCAAAGAAGGGCAUGGAGAAGGUGGUCUGUAUUUCCGCCGCGAAAGUCCCGAUUGUCAAAAUCUGGGACCCCGAACUCGGCCUCGCAUGCGACAUGAACGUGAACAACACUCUGGCUUUGGAGAACACGCGAAUGGUGCGCACUUAUGUCGAGAUCGACCCACGAGUGAGGCCACUGGCGAUGAUUGUCAAGUACUGGACACGGAAGAGGAUCGUGAAUGACGCCGCCUUCGGCGGCACACUCAGUUCCUACACGUGGAUUUGCCUGAUCAUCGGAUUCCUGCAACUCCGCGACCCGCCAGUCCUUCCGUCACUGCACCAGCGACAACACCAAAGGCUCCCUAAGAAGGGUGGGCCGGAGAGCGCGUUUGCCGAUGACCUCGACAAGCUUCGUGGGUUUGGCGACAAGAACAAAUCUUCUUUGGGUGACCUUUUGUUUCAAUUCUUCAGGUUUUAUGCGCACGAGUUCGAUUACGAGAAGAAUGCCAUCUCGGUCCGCCUUGGUCGGAAAGUGUCGAAACAGGAGAAGGGAUGGCAUAUUGGUCUGAACAACUUCCUGUGUGUGGAGGAACCAUUCAACACCGUUCGCAACUUGGGCAACACUGCAGAUGAAUACUCUUUCCGCGGCCUUCAUCUCGAGUUGCGACGAGCAUUUGAUCUGAUCUCGGAAGCCAAACUGGAUGAGUGUUGCGAGCAGUACAUUUACCCGAAGGAGGAGCCGCCAACUUUCCAAAGGCCCGCGCAGACUUCGCGUCCGGUCAUGAUUCGCAGUUCUUCGCAGCAGCAUUCUGGCAGAGGAGGUGGCCGCGGCAACUACCGUGGCGGUCGUCAUUCUAACAACUUCCACCGCAACGGAAACUCCAACCGGAGAGCGUCGUCGAGCGUUGCUUAUGAUACUAACACAAUGUACAUGCCGCAAGUAGCUGUCACACCGCAGGAGCUCGCCUGGUACACACAACAGCCGUCAGCUCACCAGCUUCAGUACCCCGCGCUUGUGAGUGCAGCCAUGGCCGCCCAAUUACAGCAGGAAAAUAACCUUCGCAUCCAGCUCUACAGCCAGUCCCAGGUAUACCAGCAAGUACAAGCCCAGAUGGCUGCGCAAAUGCAUGCUGCACAGAGAAUGCAAAGCUCCAACGCAAACUCGCAGCAGGGCUCCGAGCGAUCUAGGACCAACUCGUUCGACAACCCUCCCCUAAGUGCUCCCAUCGCUGCUCCUGAAUGGUACAGCAUGUAUGGUGGUGUUCCCUUCCCCGCUACCUACUACAACCAGUCUGGAUUCACGUACCCAUCCUCGCCUGCAACAACCACGGCGACACCGGAGUACCGUCGAGGACUGCAAAGGUCUUCAGUGACAACGGAAUCCGGCACCUCGACGUCGGGAAGCUCGCUUAGGUCUCAAUCGCAGCCUGCUUCGCGGUCUGGCCCAGCAGGACAACAGGCGCAAGGCUACCCUGGCUCCAGCACGCCAACGAAUGGAAGCUCGCAUCCGCCCCGCCAGGUCAAUGGAGUUCCGAUCCCGAGCUUCAUCCCUGACGACGCUGAUUACGACGAGGCGCCUCAACGGCCUGCAAGCAACUCGCCAAACUCCGACGAUGGAGCUGCGUACUUGGGCUACUACGUUUCAGAAGCAUCCAGUCCAGCCCGCUCUCAAGGUGCUCCCAAUACACUCGCCUUGGGAGAACUUUCACAGCCAAGUCAAGGGCGCCGAAGACUUUCGACUGAAGUCCCGCAGACCAUAUUGGACCGCCGGAUGCGAAGAACGUCACGCUCACCAUCCCCUCUGGGCCAUACUCGAACCUUUUCAACGAGCACGUCAGCCGCGAACGGGCAGUCAUCAACUCCUCCCAUCGCUAAUGGACGGACAGCAGCAAGACCGUUGGUGGUCAACGGGACGGGCUCUUCUCUACGCACGAGCUCUACUCCCUUCCAGUCAGCCCCAGUACCCGACGCGACGCCGGCCGAAGACUCAUCUAGAUCGUCUCAGGAAACCCCACUCCAAGCUCAAGGCUUAGGAAUUAGCGGUUUUACUACGGACCAGGUUGAUGGUCAGCCUUCGUUUCGGUCUGAGCCUGUGAAGACACCUAUUUCAGAGCGUCCCCCAGUGAUUGUCAACGGCACGACCACACCCUCAUCGAUCAGCAACACUGCUGCCACGGCUUCGCCUGCUUCAGCGCCUCGACCUGUCGACGACCCUUCGUUUCGCGACAGAAUUGCCUUGAUGAAUCAGUAUGGGUGGUCACAGCAAGCUCAGGCGUCGCCGGAGGUUCCCGUCGGAAACCAAAUUUCCCUGCAGCGAAGGGCUUUGCGACAGCAAAGUGGGGUGAUAGCACCGCUCGAUCUGGCGACCAGGGAGAACAGGAUGAACGGCCACCAACUUAGCAUUGAUGCUCAACAUCUCUCACCCAUCAACGAGACACGUUCGCCUUCUCCGACAGUCGUGAGGAAAGGCGACUUCCAAGUGAAGAGUGAUCUGCAAGGUGGCCACGCAGAGUCGACCCUGCCGGCUCACAAAGAUAAGGGUCAGGUUGUGAAGGAGGCCAAGCAAAGUCAAUCGACGCAAUCGCCAAAGUCUCAGUCAUCAAACGCGCAGCGCCAAUCGGGUCAGCCCGCAAGAACAAACGGCAACCGGGAGAACGGCCAUCGUGGCGGCAAGAACGAUGGCCAUGGUCACGACGGAGGAUGGCAAAAAGCUACCAAGGGUCGAAAAAAGGGCGAUGGGAAGAACCAAGGCAACGGAUUCGUCUCCAGCGAGCUGCCGCCCAAGCAUGACGCAGAUCGUAAGGGUGGCUAA